CCCUCCCACCGCAUCCGCCGGGAACGUCUGCGCCUGCGCGUCGCGGGCGGGGCCUCAGGGGCGGAGCGGCCACCAUCUUGGAACGGGAGGCGGAGCAGAGCCGACUGGGAGCGACCGAGCGGGCCGCCGCCGCCGCCAUGAACCCCGAAUAUGACUUCCUGUUUAAGCUGCUCCUGAUCGGUGACUCGGGCGUGGGCAAGUCAUGCCUGCUCCUGCGGUUUGCAGACGACACGUACACCGAAAGCUACAUCAGUACCAUUGGGGUGGACUUCAAGAUCCGGACCAUCGAGCUGGACGGCAAAACCAUCAAACUGCAGAUCUGGGACACAGCAGGGCAAGAGCGCUUCCGGACCAUCACCUCCAGCUACUACCGGGGGGCUCACGGCAUCAUCGUGGUGUAUGACGUCACCGACCAGGAGUCAUAUGCCAACGUGAAACAGUGGCUGCAGGAGAUUGACCGCUACGCCAGCGAGAACGUCAACAAGCUCCUGGUGGGCAACAAAAGCGACCUCACCACCAAGAAGGUGGUGGACAGCACCACGGCCAAGGAGUUCGCUGACUCGCUGGGCAUCCCCUUCCUGGAAACCAGUGCCAAGAAUGCCACCAACGUGGAGCAGGCGUUCAUGACCAUGGCUGCAGAGAUCAAAAAGCGCAUGGGGCCGGGGGCAGCCUCGGGGGGCGAGCGGCCCAGCAUCAGGAUCGACAGCACCCCUGUGAAGACGCCUGGUGGCGGCUGUUGCUAGGAGGGGCAUGGGAGGCGGCACCAGAGGGACCCCUACAGAUGAUGCCCCAGAAGGGCGUGGGAAGUGCCUCCCUCUCCCUCUCCCGGGGUAUUUGAGUCUGUGAUUUCAGGGUGUCCUGGGCACCCCAUCUCCCUCUGGCCCGUCUGCCUUCUGCCCUGGGCCCUGCUAUCAGGACCCCACACCGGAAGAAACUCGGGACCUGGGGCUGGCUGGGGCAGGGCCUGCUCUGCUGCUGCCUGGGUAACUGCGGAUGCCCCCCACCUGUCUUCAGAAGGAGGGCUUCUCCGCUUGCCCACCCCCAUAUGCUGCACUCGGUUCUCCCUGCCCCUCUUCCCAUACCUGGGGCCCACCCCUGCACCCCUGCUGCCCCGACUGCUGUC
Messenger RNA from Ochotona princeps (American pika), 1123 nucleotides. RefSeq names its product RAB1B, member RAS oncogene family (gene RAB1B). The record is from RefSeq and is a predicted model, not a curated record. NCBI's taxonomy places the organism in Eukaryota, Metazoa, Chordata, Mammalia, Lagomorpha, Ochotonidae. Bases 138 to 743 code for a protein of 201 amino acids. The transcript is spliced from 6 exons. Gene Ontology annotation, molecular function: GTP binding; GTPase activity.